Phodopus roborovskii (desert hamster) is the source of this 5266-nucleotide messenger RNA. RefSeq names its product integrin subunit alpha 4 (gene Itga4). Gene Ontology annotation, biological process: cell adhesion mediated by integrin; integrin-mediated signaling pathway; cell-cell adhesion. Gene Ontology annotation, molecular function: integrin binding. Gene Ontology annotation, cellular component: external side of plasma membrane; integrin complex. Lineage: Eukaryota; Metazoa; Chordata; Mammalia; Rodentia; Cricetidae. Bases 186 to 3278 code for a protein of 1030 amino acids. The record is from RefSeq and is a predicted model, not a curated record. The transcript is spliced from 29 exons.
UUGCUCCGCCUGUGGCCACCAAUGUCCCUCCUCUGGCGCCCCUCUCUCCGCCCCUGUCGCCCGCCAGUACCGGACACGCUGCUGCACUUCAUCUCUUGGGGCGCUCUUCGCCUUGGCCAACCGUCGCAUCCUGUGCAACUCUGGUCAGCGGUCGUUUGGUGUUGAAUGUUCCCCACCAAGAGUGCAUGGCUGCGGAGCCGAGGCGCAGACCCGGGCCCCGAGGGCUCGCCCUCUGGGAAGCGGUGAUGCUGUUGUUGUACCUGGGGGUGCCUACGGGGUACCCCUACAACCUGGACCCAGAGAGCGCGCUGCUGUACCAGGGCCCCUCCGGCACUCUGUUUGGCUAUUCGGUGGUGCUGCACAGCCACGGGGAAAAGCGCUGGCUCAUCGCGGGGGCGCCCACUGCCAGCUGGCUCUCCAAUACUUCAGUGGUCAAUCCUGGGGCGAUUUAUAGAUGCAGGAUCGGAGAGAAUCCAGACCAGACCUGCGAACAGCUCCAGCUGGGUAGCCCCAGUGGAGAGCCUUGUGGAAAGACAUGCUUGGAAGAGAGAGAUAACCAGUGGUUGGGGGUAACACUCUCCAGACAGCCAGGUGAAAAUGGAUCUAUCGUGACUUGUGGGCACAGGUGGAAAAAUAUAUUUUAUAUGAGGAAUGAAAAUAAGCUACCCACUGGUGUUUGCUAUGGGAUGCCUUCUGAUUUGCGAACAGAACUGAGUAAAAGGAUGGCCCCAUGUUACCAAGAUUUUGUGAGAAAAUUUGGAGAACAUUUUGCAUCAUGUCAAGCUGGAAUAUCUAGUUUUUACACACAGGAUUUAAUUGUGAUGGGGGCCCCAGGAUCAUAUUACUGGACUGGUUCCAUCUUUGUCUACAAUAUAACUACAAACAAGUACAAGGCAUUUGUAGACAGACAAAAUCAAGUAAAAUUUGGAAGUUACUUAGGCUACUCAGUUGGAGCUGGUCAUUUUCGAAGUCCACACACAACUGAAGUUGUUGGAGGAGCCCCUCAACAUGAACAGAUAGGAAAAGCAUUUAUAUUCAGCAUUGAAGAAAGGGAACUGAGCAUCAUUCAUGAAAUGAAAGGUAAAAAGCUUGGCUCAUACUUUGGAGCUUCUAUAUGUGCGGUGGACCUCAACGCAGACGGCUUCUCAGAUCUCCUUGUUGGGGCUCCCAUGCAGAGCACUAUCAGAGAGGAAGGGAGAGUAUACGUGUACAUCAACUCUGGCUUGGGAGCUGAAAUGAAUGAAAUGGAAACAGUGCUUAUCGGAAGUGAUAAAUAUGCUGCAAGAUUUGGGGAAUCCAUUGCAAAUCUUGGUGACAUUGAUAAUGAUGGCUUUGAAGAUAUUGCUAUUGGUGCUCCACAAGAAGAUGAUUUGCGAGGUGCUAUCUACAUUUACAAUGGCCGAGUAGAUGGGAUCUCAUCCACCUACUCACAGAGAAUCGAAGGACUUCAAAUCAGCAAAUCACUAAGGAUGUUUGGACAAUCUAUCUCAGGACAAAUUGAUGCAGACAACAAUGGAUAUGUCGAUGUAGCGGUUGGUGCUUUUCGGUCUGAUUCUGCAGUGUUGCUAAGGACAAGGCCUGUAGUGAUUGUUGAAGCAUCUUUAAGCCAUCCUGAGUCAGUAAAUAGAACAAAAUUUGACUGCACUGAAAAUGGACUUCCCUCAGUGUGCAUGGAUCUAAGACUCUGUUUCUCAUAUAAGGGCAAAGAAGUCCCAGGCUACAUCAUUUUGUUUUACAACAUGAGCUUGGAUGUGCACAGGAAGGCAGAGACUCCAUCAAGAUUCUACUUCUUCUCUAAUGGAACUUCAGAUGCAAUCACAGGAAGCAUAAGAGUUUCAAGUAGUAGAGAGAAAUGUAGGACACACCAAGCAUUCAUGCGGAAAGAUGUGCGAGACAUCCUCACUCCUGUUCAGGUUGAGGCCAUUUACCACCUUGGGCAUCAUGUGAUCACCAAAAGAAACACAGAUGAAUUCCCACCACUUCAGCCAAUCCUCCAGCAGAAGAAAGAAAAAGAUGUGAUUAGAAGAACGAUAAACUUUGCAAGGUUUUGUGCCUAUGAAAAUUGUUCUGCUGAUCUGCAAGUUGCUGCUAAAAUUGGAUUUUUGAAGCCAUUUGAAAAUAAAACUUACCUUGCUGUUGGAAGCAUGAAGACCAUCAUGCUAAAUGUGACCGUGUUCAAUGCUGGAGAUGAUGCUUAUGAAACAAACCUGAACAUCCAACUCCCCACAGGCCUUUAUUUCAUUAAGAUCUUAGACCUGGAAGAGAAACAAAUAAAUUGUGAAGUGACAGAAAGCUCUGGCAUAGUGAAACUUGCCUGCAGCCUUGGUUACAUAUAUGUGGAUCGUCUCUCAAGAAUAGAUGUUAGCUUUCUCCUGGACGUGAGCUCGCUCAGCAGGGCAGAUGAGGACCUCAGCAUCAUCGUGCAGGCCUCCUGUGAAAAUGAAGGAGAAAUGGACAAAGUGAAGGACAACGAAGUGACUUUAGAGAUACCUCUAAGGUUUGAAGUCACGCUGACUGUUCACGGGUUUGUGAACCCAACUUCAUUUGUGUAUGGAUCAAGUGAAGAAAACCAGCCGGAAACAUGCAUGGCAGAGAGGCUGAACUUCACAUUCCAUGUUAUAAACACUGGCAUUAGCAUGGCUCCAAAUGUUAGUGUGGAAAUAAUGGUACCCAAUUCUUUUCUCCCUCAAACUGAUAAGUUGUUCAACGUUUUAGAUGUCCAGGCUACUGCUGGAGAAUGCCAUUUUAGACGUUAUGGAAGAGAGUGUACAUCGAGACAACAAAAAGGCGUAGCAGGGACCUUGACAGAUAUAGUUACAUUCCUAUCAAAAACUGACAAGAGACUCUUGUAUUGCAUGAAAGCUGAUCUACACUGUUUAAAUUUCUUAUGCAAUUUUGGGAAAAUGGAAAGUGGGAAAGAAGCCAGUGUUCACAUCCAGCUGGAAGGCCGGCCAUCCAUCUUGGAAAUGGAUGAGACUUCAUCGCUGAAGUUUGAAAUAAGAGCAACAGCUUUUCCAGAGCCACAUCCAAAAGUUAUUGAACUAAACAAGGAUGAGAACGUUGUCCACGUUAUCUUGGAAGGGCUCCAUCAUCAAAGACCCAAACGACAUUUCACCAUCGUGAUUAUAACCAGCAGCUUGCUACUUGGACUUAUUGUACUUUUAUUAAUUUCAUGUGUUAUGUGGAAGGCUGGGUUCUUUAAAAGACAAUACAAAUCUAUUCUACAAGAAGAAAAUAAGAGAGACAGCUGGAGUUAUGUCAACAGCAAUGAUGACUAAAGACUUAAAUUGAGAGAACUGAACAAAGACUCAGGGAAAAUCUUCAAGAAAGAAAAUACAAAAUGGAUGGUUAGAGAAAAACACUAAAGCUAUUGACUUACUCAAGAGAAGUGAACUCCCGAAGACAACUUGAAAGAAACUCCAGAUUUUGCCAGACAGACUUAAAAAGGAACAGUCUUCUGAGGAGAUAUUGACUGUAUGUGCUUGUGUUAUUGGAAUAUAUGACACAGAAUGGGCACUUGUUGGUUUCAAAUACUUAUGAGACAUUUUCAAAAUAUGAGGAUGAUCUUUGAAGCCAUUUAGACUCUUUCAAAGAGCUGUCUCCAGAUUUUCUAAUGGAUUAAAUGAUUUUAAACAGUGGGUUUGAAGAUUGUCACUGGCGGCCCAUCAUCACUGGGCUGUGCCCCUAUAGCCCUUUAUCCGGCAGAUAUGGAUCUUAAAUGCCUGGUGAACAAUAUCAGUGCAGAACAGGGUACUUCUGGACAAGUGUGGCUUCUGAAUCAAUAGCCAGCUUUGGACUCUCCCUUGUAUGUACAAAUAGUUUUCUAAAAGAUGCGAUUACCCAUCUACUUAUUUUAUCAAGAGCAUCUGGGAUUUUUUUUUUCAAAAUUUUAUUCAUAAAACCAAUCCUUAAGAAUUUUAUCCUCAUAGCAGAUUAUAAAUAUUCCACAUUAGCUGAUUCAUGAUGUUAUAAUAUAAACUGUAGCUCACUGGUGAUUUAAAACUUCAAAGAAAGAUUAGGGAGCUAGUAUUUCAUAAAAAAAUUUACUGUUUCAAAUGAAACAAACAUGCAUAUCUGCUAGGAUGUUGUUGUUUUCCUUAUUUUGCUUAAAUGCAUAUAAACCAGGCCUGUAUAAAAACAUUGUUUUAGAUAUGGAUAAGCACAUUCAUAGACUGAACUGCAAGUCACUGAUGAAGCUUGUAUGCAGUGACAUAAUGUGACAUCAAAAUUCCCACAACAUAUGUAAAUUUGGUAUUAUAUAAGGUUUUAUUUUAAAGUGAACUACUUUCUACUUGGGUUUUACAUAAUCAUUUUUUGCACUAUUUAUUUCAUACAUGUGUUUGAUAAAUAUAAAUUUUCAUCUAGAUCUAUUAUGUGUAAGAGAGCUAUGGCCAGAUUUUGAACAUGUGUUGGCUAAAAGAGGCAGCCUUCACUGUUAAGAAGAAUGAUUGCUUCACUAGAGAUCCUUUCUGCCAGCUGGCCCUUCCUCAGAUUUCCUAUUCAACACAGUUGACAGAUCACAAGCCAGUGGUCUGUGGCUGGAGAACAUGGGUGUGCUGGGGUUUGGGAGGAGUUUGAGGAAUGAAACUUGAGUACAAAACAUCAACUCUGUGCUCACACUCACACACACAUGCGUGUGCACACACAAAGAUAUAUUUAGUUACAUGUUUGUAUUUUUAAAGGAUUUCUUUUGUAUAAAAGGUAUAUAUUUAUGGUUUCUCAUAAAAAAAUUCAAGUAGUUAUCUCAUGAAGGUGUCAGUAUUAAUAAUAAAAGCCAAUUUUGGUUUUGGCCUAUCGUUUUACGGUAUGGUCUCUGAGGAAAUUUAAAUUUGGAUCAUUACACUGAAAACUGAGUGCUGUGACUGCCCAACCCUUGCCUUUCAGGUACAAAGGAACACAGCUACCUCCUGGGCCACAUUUUAGCCCAGUUAGAAAGAUAUUUUAUAUAUAUAUUUUAAAUAAAACUUAAUGUAAAUUUAGAAGUUUACCUGUAUAAUAAGCUUAAAGAUCUUACUACUUGCUACUUUAAAAAAAAUGCCAUUAUGGGGUUGAUCUGGGGGACAAUAGCUUAAGUGGAAAGAUUUUUUUUAAUUAAGUGUAUAUUCAUGGUAAUAUUGCUAGCUCCUUAUGGAAUUUGAAAUUUACAUUAAUUGCAUUAAAAUAGACUUUUUAAAUAGACAUUUUCAUUCAAAAAUGCAUUUUCUAUUUGUAUAUGCAGCAUAACAGAUUCCUUCAUAAUAAAUUUCUUCUUUACAUAUAUCUUUUA